Diachasma alloeum is the source of this 3216-nucleotide messenger RNA. RefSeq names its product cationic amino acid transporter 4. Gene Ontology annotation, cellular component: plasma membrane. The transcript is spliced from 5 exons. The coding region runs from base 152 to 2143 and encodes 663 amino acids. The record is from RefSeq and is a predicted model, not a curated record. NCBI's taxonomy places the organism in Eukaryota, Metazoa, Arthropoda, Insecta, Hymenoptera, Braconidae. Gene Ontology annotation, biological process: amino acid transport; transmembrane transport. Gene Ontology annotation, molecular function: amino acid transmembrane transporter activity.
GUUUGCGUACUGGAAAACACCUACGCAUCAUCGGCAAAUAGUCAAUUUUUCAUGCCCUCGAUGCCUGGAGUACACAAAAACACCGUAGCAUCCCCGAAGUAGUCAGUGUCAUCAUCGAUAAAUAAACCGGAAUAGUACUCCAAAAGGCGAAAUGCCGUCGGUCAGGAGAAUGAUCCUCGGGCACGUGAUGUCUGGAAUGUGCUCCAAGAUGAAUCGAACGAAACGAUUGGAUGGGGACUCGAUGGAAACUCCGUUAAAACGAUGUUUAACAACAUUCGAUAUGACUCUAUUGGGGGUUGGACACAUGGUCGGUGCCGGGAUAUACGUUCUCACCGGUAGUGUAGCCCACGACAUAGCAGGUCCCGCAGUAAUUCUUUCGUUUCUCCUGGCUGGGCUUGCCUCGCUCCUUGCAGCCUUCUGCUACGCGGAAUUCGGGGCUCGAGUCCCAAGAGCCGGCAGUGCGUACGUCUAUACUUACGUAUCCGUCGGUGAAUUCUGGGCUUUCGUAAUCGGCUGGAACAUCAUCCUCGAGCACAUGAUCGGAGCGGCGUCAGUCGCCCGAGCGUGGUCCGGCUACGUUGACUCGUUAUCCGGUGGAGUUGUCAGUAAUUGGACACAAGAGGCAUUUUCAGGGUUCGAAAUGGGCGAACCCCUGGCUCAUGUACCUGAUCCUCUGGCCGCACUCCUCUGCCUCUUUUACGCUCUUCUUCUCGGUUGCGGCGUCAAGGCCUCAGCCAGACUCAACUCCGCCCUGACCCUUGUCAAUCUCGGAGUGAUUCUCCUCGUCAUUGGUCUCGGAUUUCAAUACGCCGACUUGGAUAACUGGGUGAACUCCGCACACGGUGGAUUCCUCCCCUUCGGUUUGAGCGGAGUUUUAGCUGGUGCUGCCAGUUGCUUCUACGCAUUCGUCGGUUUCGAUUCGAUCGCCAGUUCUGGAGAAGAGGCACGAGAACCCAGUCAGAGUAUUCCCAGAGCAACGGCUCUAUCAAUGGCUAUUGUCACCCUAGGAUACGUCACCCUCAGUGGAAUGCUCACCCUGAUUGUGCCCUAUGGAGACAUCAAUCCGAGUGCUGCAUUGCCAGAGGCCUUCGCCGCCAACGGUGUCACCUGGGCUAAAUACGUAAUCAGUAUCGGCGCACUCUGUGGUAUGACGACAACUUUAUUCGGCUCUCUCUUCUCCCUGCCGAGGAUCAUGUACGCCAUGGCCAGUGAUGGCUUGCUCUUCUCAUUUCUGGCUCGAGUUAAUGAGAGAACGCAAAUUCCCCUGAUUACCCUGGCUAUCAGUGGAGUCCUCAGUGCGGUUAUAGCGUUAUUGUUUGAUCUUCGGCAUUUGGUGGAGUUCAUGUCCAUCGGUACGUUCCUUGCGUACACCAUCGUCUCUGCAAGUGUCAUUGUUCUUCGAUAUCGACCGUAUCACUGUCUCGACGGACUCCCUCAUCAGAGCUUGAGGUGCAAGGAUAAGACGAGUGAAUUGGAAUCGCCUGGAAGUGAUAGCUCCACGACUAGUAGCAGCACUACUGGAUCCUCAUCGCCUGAUCAUUCUGAGCUAUUGGAGAGUGAGCAUUUGAAUCCUGUUGGUCGUUUGAAGAAACGCUACACGUGGCUGACUAACAUAAUUGGCUCCUGGGAACCUGGAACAGCCGUAGUUGCAGCUGUCAUAAUCUACACCGGGGGAUGUGCCUGCAUCUGUAUCCUCACAGUCAUGAAAAUGGAAACUUGGUGGGACGAUAUCCUCUACGUCUACAUGCUUCUGGUCACAAUAGCCAGUCUUCUUGUUAUUGGAGCUCACGAACAGUCCCCUCCGGCUAACGAUAAAUUUCGAGUCCCUCUCGUUCCCUGGAUCCCUGCCCUCAGCAUCUACACAAACGUUCUACUUGUCAGCCACUUGCAUAUCUUGACUUGGUUCCGAUUUCUCAUCUGGAUGUUUAUCGGAAUGUUCAUCUACUUCUUGUAUGGCAUUCACCACAGUAUCGAGGCGACCGGUCCCAAUUCCUAUUCCGUUCUCAUGACUACCCUGGAAGCAGAGCAAGCUCAAGCACGCAGUAAAUGGACCUCGGGUGUAAAGUUCAAGGCGGCACGCUCGCAAUUUCAAAGAAAUCCCGACAAACAACCGAUUUUAACGAGUGACUCGUACAAUCGUUAAUUCUUCAGUCAAGUACAAGUCCCUAUUGCUGACUAGUCAUUUUAGUUUAGGAAUACAAAUAUCCCGAACCUUUCACAAUUUUCGUUGGAACAAAAAAAGACUGCAUUCAUCACACUCAUUACAUUCGAUACAUCAUCCAACAGUCGCUGAGCGUACAAUGAACGUUAGAUUUUCUAUAUUUUUCUCGAGAUGAAAUGAAUUAUUAGCGGGUGAAAAGUGUUGAUCUAUUCAUAUUUUAUGUUGGACCAUAGGCCUAUAAUAGGGAAUCCAGCGCUCGCUAUUUUGGUCUAUGAUUAAUGUUGUACAAUUUCCGAGAAAUACAUCUAAUUUGAUCAAUGUUGUAUGUUGAGAAUUUUUAAAAUUUUUCGUCGUCAUUUUUCACAGUAUCGACAUCAAAACGCACGAUCCAUACCUCGACAAUACCAUACCAUGACAAGAGUUUUUUUUUUUUAAUGUGAAUGUCCACGUAUUUUCCUAAUUAACAAUCCAUCAUCCAGUAAUAACGGGUGUAAAAGUGUCCCAAGUGAUUAAUAAUGACAGGAAUGAACACCAAAUAUCCCAUAAAGAUUAGGCCGCCCAGGGACAUUACACUUGCAGUGCAAUUCUCAACUGCAACAGCAUCAUGUGCAGAUUGUUGUCGUUAAUUAUCAAUUUCUCAAUAGUCUACAUACUUGUCAAUGCAAUUGCGAACGGUACGUGCCAUCGGUUUGGACCAUAUGUGUCUCACGAUGACGACAACGACGACGAUGAUGCCCCUGGGUGCCCUGUACUCCGCAGGGGAGAGAAGUUGCGUCAACCCUGGAGAGAUGAAACUCAAGAAGAAACGCUAACUACAAGAACACCCAAAUCGCAGGUUUCGACUACUUCAGAAUCAGUGGAUGGCUCUGGCCCUGAACCGGGAGCUGGUUGGACUAGUGAUGAAACUGGAGUCAUUAUAAAAAUUCUCUUCAACGAUCAUCCACCUCUCAAGAGAAGUAUACGCAGCAUCAAGUGUGGAAUCAGUGAAAAAUGUGAUUAAAGCAAAGAGAAUAAAUAAUAAAAAUGAAAUCAAUAAAAUCUCAAUGUUAAAUAAA